This is a messenger RNA of Trichoderma asperellum CBS 433.97, 594 nucleotides long. NCBI's taxonomy places the organism in Eukaryota, Fungi, Ascomycota, Sordariomycetes, Hypocreales, Hypocreaceae. The record is from RefSeq and is a predicted model, not a curated record.
AUGGGCGCUUUGGGGGCCUCCCAGCGUCUUUGGCGAGCAUGCACUGCGUGGUACAUACCAAACCGCUAUUGUGAAGCGCUAUCUGCACUGGAAGCUGGUGUGCGAGCAUGUACCGUGCAACAUGGUCAUGCCCUGGCUCGCACACGACAAACGACGUAUUACAAUUCUCCUCCCGUUUUGGAGCUGAGCUGCGCGAGGUGGACGGCACAGUUGGCGGGGCUCGCCGCCCACGCACCUCUACCUGGCUUCGAUCAGUGGGGUUGGGCACGCCGUUCAGGCCCCGUUAGCGCUCCAUCUUUGGCGGCGGUUUGGCGGCUGCAGCGCCGCGAGCACCCGGACAGCCAGGGUCUCUGCUCCAGCUCAAGUACCGAGUACGGAGCACAGGCUCCGCAUGCCAACCCAAACAGGCGAUGCCUCGGCGCCGUCAUGCCAUUUGAUUUGAUCGCAGCCGCUCUCCUUAAUCGUGCAUGGAGGCUCAAAUGGGAGCAGCGCCGCGCAUGCAGUCUUAUACGCCUUCAGUCUUCUUGUCCAUCUUGUCCGUAUCGAUUAGGGGAAAACUCAUUGCCAAAUAGAGACAAAGAACAGUUCAUAUGA